Molecule: messenger RNA, 1818 nt
Organism: Jatropha curcas
Lineage: Eukaryota; Viridiplantae; Streptophyta; Magnoliopsida; Malpighiales; Euphorbiaceae
Source: RefSeq, a predicted model, not a curated record
GUUUCAGCUUCUCGUCAAAACAAGUAGUUUAACUACCCAAUUAGUGUUGGUAAUACUGUUCUUGAAAAUGAAGAAGCUGCUUUCAUCAAUGCUUGUUGUCUGUGUCUUUCUUUUCCAUUUCUCGGUGGCCUUGGCUUCCGCCUCCCAGUCACCAACAGUCAUUGUCAUCGGAGCAGGAAUAUCAGGAAUUGCAGCAGCAAAAACUUUACAUGAAGCAGGAAUACAGGAUAUACUGAUAUUGGAAGCAACUCCGAGGAUUGGUGGCCGUUUAAUGAAGACCCAGUUCAGUGGUCUUACAGUUGAAAAGGGAGCCAAUUGGCUUUUUGGUGGGGGACCUGUUUCUAAUCCCUUAUUAGACUUGGCCAAAAAGCUCAAACUCAGAACUUAUAUUAAUGACUACGAAAAUAUCACAUCCAACACGUACAAACAAAAUGGAGGACUCUACCCAAAACAACUAGUGGAGGAAGUUGAAGAGGUAGCCACUGCAAGGGAUGAUUUCUGCGAAGCUUUUUCGAAAAAACUAUCUGCCAAGAAAAAGGAUAUUGACGUCUCUAUUUUGGCUGCUCAACGCAUGUCCAGAAAGGUACCCAGAACUCCACUUGAAAUGGUAGUAGAUUACUAUCAUAAUGACUAUGAAGAUGGAGAGCCGCCAAAAGUAACAAGUUUGAAGCACACAUAUCCCAGAAACGAGUUUGUAGACCAUGGAGAGGAUCCAUACUUCGUGGCUGAUCCUAGAGGGUUUGAGAUUAUAGUUCAAUAUCUUGCUAAACAGUUUCUUUCGUCUUUGACUACAGAUCCCAGGCUUAAGCUUAAUAAGGUAGUUAGAGAAGUAAGUUACUCAAAGAAUGGAGUUACUAUAAAAACUGAAGAUGGUUCUACCUAUAAUUCCAAGUAUGUUAUUGUGUCUGCUAGUGUUGGUGUUCUCCAGAGUAAUUUAAUAGAUUUCCAGCCAAAAUUACCUACAUGGAAAAGAAUUGCAAUUUCAGAUUUUAGCAUGACCAUAUACACUAAGAUUUUUCUCAAGUUCCCUUACAAAUUCUGGCCUGCUGGUCCUGGAACUGAGUUCUUUCUUUAUACCCAUGUCAGGCGCGGUUAUUAUCCUCUUUGGCAGCAUUUGGAGAAUGAGUAUCCAGGAUCAAACAUUUUAUUCGUAACUGUAACAGCUGAUGAGUCAAGAAGGAUAGAGCAAUUAUCAGAUGAAGAAAUUGAAGCAGAGACAAUGGAAAUACUUAAAAAAUUAUUUGGUGAUAAUAUUCCAAAACCAGAAGCAAUGCUUGUGCCCAGAUGGGGCUUGGAUAAAUUCUACCAAGGAAGUUACUCUAAUUGGCCUGAUAGUUACAAUCAAAAGCGCAAAGACCAUUUAGCUGAUCCUGUCGGUCCAGUUUACUUUACAGGAGAGCAUACCAGCGAUAAGUAUAUAGGAUAUGCAACUGGUGCUUAUUUGGCAGGUAUUGAUACUGCUAAUGAUUUAAUUGAGUGUAUAAAGAAGAAAUCUUGCAAAGGAGUUCUGUAAGAAAAGAGGGUGUCGUGUUGAGUUGUGAGUAUCCGAGGCAAACAAGGAGUUCUGUUCCAUGAUUUCCAUCCCUGGCAAUUUUUUCAACAGGAACUGUUCAAUUUGGCCCUUUCACAAUUGCUGUUGCGUCUAUGUUACGUUUGAUUUGAUUUGAUUGUAUGACUUUUCUUGUCCAAAUCCAAAUAGAUGAGCUGUUGAAAACGAAGUUUCUUUCUGGGUUAAAAAUCUUUAUUAUAUUAAUUUUGUUGUAGUGCUCUGGACAAGAAUUUAUAAUUGAGUAUUCAGAUGAAACUUUUCAGUUUUCA